AUACAAACACGUGGCCGUUCAUUGUUCACGGUUACAUUGCACCAACUGUUACCGCCGCUAAAAAGUUCGUGAUACAAUUAGUUCUCGCAAAUUGUCGAGUAUGCCAACGUGGUCGCAGAGCGGUACAUGUAUAUGUGAGAACAACUAGGCCUAACUAUCACUGUAUCGCAAAGGUCUUAUUUUAUAUCUAAAAUGGUUUCUUGUUGCUUUCCACGUCUGGUGAUUUUCAUCCUGGCAAUCGCAGACCUAACGGUUGCUGAGCUGUUUUCUUCAUUGUCUCAUCUAAAACACCUAGGAGAUGUCGAGUUUGAACUUAUCGCCGCAAGUCGGAACUACGUGGCUAAAUCGUCAGUGUUGUUACUCAACCCUGAGUAUAUUGGUGAAUAUCCUAAAGUUCGUCAAGAGUAUUUAGAAGAAAUAUCAAGUUUCAUUGAAGAAGUUGAACCGAUUUCUAUGGAAGCAGUUCAGGAUAUGUCAAUCCACGUGACCCAUCCAAUUCAUGUUUAUCAAUUAAUUCGACGAUUUGUAACUUUCUGGAACAAAUUGAAAACAUUGGUAGAUUGGGAAGCUGGGAGAGGUAGGUAAAACUUGAAGCUACAUUUUAUAAUCAGGUCAUGUCUCCUCUCAGUAUAUAUCUCGAUUUUUUUUAAUUCAAUAUAUAACAUAUAUAUAAAAAAUAGCGGCAAUACAGUAUACACUUCCUUGGUAGGCUAGUCAGUGGCCGACUUGAGCAAGUUUUUGCAUACCAAAGUCAAACUAAUGUAUAAAUCUAUACUCAAAAGUUCGUCAUAAAAAAUAUGAAAACCUUAAAUAUUCAAUUAAAACAAAUAUAUUUUGUUAUUAUAUUGA
Anneissia japonica is the source of this 849-nucleotide messenger RNA. Its product is annotated as prolyl 4-hydroxylase subunit alpha-2-like. Lineage: Eukaryota; Metazoa; Echinodermata; Crinoidea; Comatulida; Comatulidae. Bases 193 to 585 code for a protein of 130 amino acids. Gene Ontology annotation, molecular function: procollagen-proline 4-dioxygenase activity. The transcript has 3 exons. Gene Ontology annotation, cellular component: endoplasmic reticulum. The record is from RefSeq and is a predicted model, not a curated record.